GCAUGCUUCACAGCUACCCUUCACAUGUGUCGUGGUUCGCCACGGUGAGACUGAUUGGAACAGGCAGCUGCGUGUUCAAGGCACUACGGAUGUGCCGCUGAAUGCACGUGGCCGCCUGCAAGCAGAACGGUGUGCAGAUUCGGUAUUGACCCAGUUUCGGCACCGCCUGUCUGUCUCCGUGGAGCGCUCCACGCCGAUCCUCUCCAGUUCCCUGCAGCGCGCCGCGGACACGGCGCAAGCCAUCGCAAGAGCGGUGACGGCGGAGGUGUACAAGGACAUCCGUUUGAACGAGUGGAAUCUUGGAGUGAUCGAGGGAAUGAGCAAAGACGAAGCUGCUGCAAAGCAUGCAGGGGAUUGGAAGAUUUUCAGUCACUGGUGCUCCACUGAAGUGAAGGAGGAGAUCUCCCAGCAGAGGAUUUCUGGUGGUGAAAGUAUGGAAGAAGUUCGCCUACGAGCUGUUCAAUGUUUGGAAGAGGCUGACCCCGGUCCAGAACGCAUGGUGAUCGCAGUGACACACGGAGGAGUGUUGGGACAGCUGUUGCGUCAUGCCGUGCAGAACAGCGGGCAGCAGGCAUCAGUCGUUUUUUGGUGCGUCCCGGAGGACCCUGGGAGGCUGGGAAUUCCCUGGCUCACUGGACCCGAAGAUAGUUUCAAGGAAUAUUUGUCCAAGCGAUACAAGGGCAACAGUUCUGUUUGGUGCGGAGGCCGUUUUGCGACAGGCCAAGUGUGGCCCAAUGCCAUUUCCACUUUUACCUUGACCUUUGGACCUGGAGCUUGGUAUUUCCAUUUCUUGCUCCCGAUCGUUCGUCCCGGUUUGAUCCUGACAUCAUUUCUGGGUAUCUCCCAGUGUGUGCUCGCUGCCGUGAUUCUGGUGACCUUUUUCUUCGCGUCCGCCAUGAAUCCAGGGAUUAUCCCAAGGAAUGAAAGCAUUCCGCAGGAAUUAGAGCAACAGAUGGAUUUAAGAGGUGUACCUCGACAUCGCUUUUUGAAGAUCAGCGAGAUCACCAUCAAACAGAAGUUUUGUGCCACGUGCAACAUCUUCAGACCACCACGUUCAAAGCAUUGCUCCUUCUGUGACAAUUGCAUUUUGCGCUUCGAUCACCACUGCACGUGGUUGGGAAAUUGUGUGGGAUUGUACAACUACCGCUAUUUUGUGGUUCUGAUCUACUCCUCCACGAUUUUUCUCAUGCAGUGCCUGUAUGUGACCGUGUGCCACUUCGGACAGGAGGCAGAUGAUACCUUCGGCCCUGACUAUGGCUUCCUAGAUGUGCUCUGGGUGCUGUCGGAGGAUACCUCCACGGUGUUCUUCUUCUUGUACUGUCUUUUUCUGAUGUUUGCUGUGUUAUUGCUGGCCGUGUACCACACCGUGAUUUCCUUGCAGAAUUUGACCACCAAUGAGCACGUCAAGAACUACUACAGGGAAGGCCAAAACCCAUUUGAUUAUGGCGGGCUCAAAAACUGCCAGCAGAUCUACUGUUUCCCAGAGAGAGUCCUCCCAGAGGGGGACGACAAGAUCGAGGCGGGUUAUUUACCCUUUGGCUCCUAUUCUGACGGUCAAUCCUUCGACGAACUCUGA
Cladocopium goreaui is the source of this 1576-nucleotide messenger RNA. Lineage: Eukaryota; Dinophyceae; Suessiales; Symbiodiniaceae. The record is from the annotation of a GenBank genome assembly.